AUGACUAAUAAUACACCUGAUAAAGUAGAAAUUGAUCCUUCUACAUUAAAUGCUCUUUCCCCUGAGGUGAUUUCAAGGCAGGCUACAAUUAACAUUGGAACCAUUGGGCACGUAGCACAUGGAAAAUCUACAGUAGUAAAAGCAAUAUCUGGAGUUCAAACUGUUCGUUUCAAAAAUGAACUCGAACGUAACAUUACGAUAAAGUUAGGAUAUGCAAAUGCAAAGAUUUAUAAAUGUGAAGACGAAAAUUGUCCUCGUCCUGGGUGUUAUAAAUCAUAUCGCAGCGACAAAGAAGAAACUCCAUCUUGUGAAAGACCAGGUUGUGUGGGAAAAAUGAGAUUGCAAAGGCAUGUUUCGUUUGUAGAUUGUCCUGGGCAUGACAUUCUUAUGGCUACUAUGUUAAAUGGUGCCGCAGUGAUGGACGCUGCGUUAUUACUUAUUGCUGGCAAUGAACCAUGCCCGCAACCUCAAACUAGCGAGCAUUUAGCUGCUAUCGAAAUUAUGAAAUUGAAACAUAUUAUCAUUUUGCAGAAUAAGGUUGAUUUGUGUAAAGAAAAUGCAUGUGAAGAACAUUAUCAAAGCACGGUUGCAGAUGGAGCACCAAUUGUUCCUAUUUCAGCUCAAUUGAAAUAUAAUAUUGAUGCAAUUAAUGAAUACAUUGUGAAAAAAAUUCCUAUCCCGGUUCGUGAUUUUACAUCGGAUCCACGAUUAAUUGUUAUCCGUUCAUUUGACGUCAACAAGCCGGGAGCAGAAGUUGAUGAACUUAAAGGAGGUGUUGCUGGAGGAUCAAUUUUACGAGGUGUGCUAAAGGUAGGGGAUGAAAUAGAAGUGAGACCAGGAAUACUUACUAAAGAUAAUGAAGGUCAAAUACAUUGUCGACCUAUUUUUUCUCGAAUUGUUUCAUUAUUUGCUGAACAUAAUGAUUUAAAAUUUGCGGUUCCUGGUGGAUUAAUUGGAGUUGGUACGAGGAUUGACCCAACUCUAUGUCGCGCAGAUCGAUUAGUUGGCCAAGUACUCGGUGCGGUUGGUAAAUUACCAAAAAUUUAUACUGAACUUGAAAUCAACUAUUUCUUACUUAGAAGAUUAUUGGGUGUUAAAACGGAUGAUAAGAAACAGACAAAGGUAUCAAAAUUAGCUAAGAACGAAGUUUUGAUGGUAAACAUUGGAUCCACUUCAACAGGUGGUCGUGUAAUGUCUGUCAAAGCUGAUUUGGCUAAAAUCAUGUUAACAAGUCCUGCUUGUACUGAAAUUGAUGAGAAAAUUGCUUUAUCUCGUCGAAUUGAUAAACAUUGGAGAUUAAUCGGAUGGGGAAAAAUUAAACGUGGUGCAACUAUCGAACCUGAUGCGAUCUAA
Molecule: messenger RNA, 1353 nt
Organism: Diversispora eburnea
Lineage: Eukaryota; Fungi; Glomeromycota; Glomeromycetes; Diversisporales; Diversisporaceae
Source: the annotation of a GenBank genome assembly